Gadus morhua (Atlantic cod) is the source of this 3160-nucleotide messenger RNA. It is a transcript of the gene zdhhc3b, whose product is annotated as zDHHC palmitoyltransferase 3b. Bases 426 to 1331 code for a protein of 301 amino acids. The record is from RefSeq and is a predicted model, not a curated record. Lineage: Eukaryota; Metazoa; Chordata; Actinopteri; Gadiformes; Gadidae. Gene Ontology annotation, molecular function: palmitoyltransferase activity. The transcript is spliced from 7 exons.
CGGAUCUUAGCGGACCGGCCGGUUACGGCGCACAACUCGACGCAGAGAGGGAGACACGAAGCGUCGGGUACUUCCUGGUUCGCUACCCGGGCUGUCGUCACCAGCAGGGGGAUCCGGGUUAGGGAAUGAGUUCACAUCCCCUUGGACAUACUACCGAGAUUUCCAUAUGAAUGAAACAGCAUAGCGUCGAAACCCGGGCUUGAAACCGUUCCAUGUCGUGGCCCAGCGGGGCGGGACUCGAUAGGUUAGAAGGUGUGCACAAACACACACAGGAGGGACUCGAGCUGAACGCAGGUCCACACACACACGCACACACCUUUUGGUGGCUUCGAGCCCACUGACUGAUUAAGGAUUGCUUGCAAAGUUUCUUCGACAUACCAAGGAGUUUGAGUAUGUGGGCGUGGCCUCCCCAGGUCUAGAUCUCGAUGAAGAACUCCUCCGCCUCCUCCCACCGCACGCGGGACAUCGACUACCGCGCGGGCUACCUGCGCCCGGAGCACUGCGCCCCGCCCCCGCCCCGGGCCGGCUCCGGCGGGAUGUGGUUCAUCCGGGACGGCUGCGGCAUCACAUGCGGCGUGAUCACCUGGAUGCUGGUGCUCUACGCCCAGUUCGUGGUGGCCUUCGUCAUGCUGCUGCCCGCCCGGAACCUCCUCUACAGCCUGGUGAACGGCGCCCUCUUCAACAGCCUGGCCGUGCUGGCGCUGGCCUCGCACGCGCGCGCCAUGUGCACCGACCCGGGGGCGGUGCCUAAGGGGAACGCCACCAAGGAGUUCAUAGAGAGCCUGCAGCUGAAGCCGGGCCAGGUGGUCUACAAGUGCCCCAAGUGCUGCAGCAUCAAGCCCGACCGCGCCCACCACUGCAGUGUGUGCAAGCGCUGCAUUAAGAAGAUGGACCACCACUGCCCCUGGGUCAACAACUGUGUCGGAGAGAACAACCAGAAGUAUUUUGUGCUCUUCACAAUGUACAUCGCCCUCAUCUCGCUCCACGCCCUCCUCCUGGUGGCGUUCCACUUCCUCCUGUGCUACGAGUCCGACUGGACAAAAUGCAGUAACUUCUCACCCCCGGCGACGGUCAUCUUCCUCAUCCUCCUCUGCUUCGAAGGCCUCCUCUUCCUCCUCUUCACCUCGGUCAUGUUCGGCACGCAGGUGCACUCCAUCUGCUCCGACGAGACGGGCAUCGAGCAGCUGAAGAAGGAGGAGAGACGCUGGGCCAAGCGUUCCCGCUGGAUGAGCCUGAAAGUGGUCUUCGGUCACCCCUUCUCCAUCUCCUGGCUCAGCCCCUUCGCCACGCCCGACCACGGCAAGGCCGACGCCUACCAGUACAUCGUCUAGGAGUCGGGACCCCCAGGGAACGUCAAUGUCGUCCCCCCCCCCCCCCCCCUCGUCCACCCACCCAGCAGGGGGUUAGGUCGCGCCCCGACUGUGGGACCUGCUGCUCAGGGGAGGGGGGGGGGGUGGUGUGAACUCGUGGUGUGCGAAGGGAUUGGAUGCGAGUGUUAUCUGGACCAAGGCUGGAACUUUAAAGAGACACGGACUGCCUUCCUAAACCACCCCGUUAUGAUUUUCCUUCCUCUUUUCGUGCGUUCUAUUCGUCGUCUUUCAAGGCCUUCUUAAGAGAUUACGACUCGAGGAAAUCUGGAUUGUGUGUUUUUUGGUGAACUCCUCAUUGACGUUUUGUAUAAUGCUUCGUGCUCAUCUAUAUAUAUUUUUUACUCGGUGCAGAAAUAACCUUUGCAGUACACUCAGCGUUCUCCAAAUGAUCCAACCCAGCAGUUGUGGAUGUUUUGCGACGACACAAACCAUUUUUCCAACAGCGCCUGAAUUGUGUCUCCGAGGCGUUCUAGAAUGUUGAACGACUGAAGAAGCUUCCAGUGGGUGUUCCAGAACGCCGGUUUCCGUGGGCGUCGUAGAAUUUCGCCCAAAACAGUCUCGACGGUCGUAGGCUUCCGACAAUCGCAGCUUUGACGCUGCCACCAGUUUUUUGGGUGUUGCUGUAUUCGUUCGGCUGGAAGGCUUGCCAUUACCUGAUUGGACGGUGUGGACCUGUGUCGGGGAGGUUAUCUCAUGUUCGGCUGCUCCACCUUCUCACGCGCCGCGUCUGCUGUGGACUUUGGUCCGAGACGCUCCCUACUGCCAACCCCGCAUCUCGCGCAGCGUUGUCCCUUAUCGAGGUGAUCAGAUAGUCCACUCCUCCUGUUUGGUUUUCAAGUACAAAAAGCUGUGAGUUGUUUCGAUAAAGCAGGUGGACCUUGAUCUGACCGGCCUGGGCUCCACACAUCGACGCCUCUGGUGCAGAAGGUCCCUGGGUUGACAAGCUCUCCUCUCGACCUCCUCCUCCACUCCCAGAGCGGGGUUUAAACCCCCGCCGGGACCUUUGGGCAAGGCAGCCGAGCUGCUAAAGUGUCAAACAUAAAAGGAGGCGUUUGUGUGGGGAUUGAACUGAGCACCGGACUGAAGGGACCAGGACUACCAAGGUGUACCUGAGGUGUACCUGAGGUGUACCUGAGGUGUACCUGAGGUGUACCUGGUGUUUUGGGUCGGUGCUCACCAUGUGUCCAACAGCUGGUGGUUAUUUUUGAUACAUCCACAUACGUGUUUUUUAAUUCGCUACUUGAAGAAUCAUGAACAUGCCUUUUUAAAGUGUUGGGGUACAUGAGAUGAUGUGGGCGUACGACAGUUUGUUCCGCUAUGGUUAAAUAGUUAUUUUUAAUGUGGAUUUCUAAGCCAGCAGACCCACAUUAACUCUUCACACUGGGAGGUUAAUUAACAGAGAUGAACCCUGACCUCAACCCUCGGUAUAACACCAUAGAUCGUUAGCUGUCGUCAUGGACAAUCAGACGCACAUCAUGCUAUCCCAUAAUAUUCAACUCUAAGCACAUGGGUGAAAACCUGCUAACUGUGGUAACGAAAAACAGUUUGACAUGACACUAUUUUCAGCUCCUCUGACUAGCCUCAGUUUGGAUGAUGGGUCUUCAUCUAAAUGUGUUGCCAAAUGUGUAUUAUUACGUGAAUCUGAUUCAGUGUGAAUCCAGCGGUUAUUUCUGUUUAAAGGUAAAUUCCGGGUGCCACUUAUCUUUAUCCUUGGACGAUUUUAUCAAUGUGUUAUUUUGUUAAACCUUGGCCCAAAUGAAAUAAAAUGUAUGAACAACCCUCCUAUGAAA